AUGGUUAUUAAUGAAAAAGAUAAACUAGCGGAACAAAAUUUAGAAACGUUAGAUGUGACUAAAUUAACACCAUUAAGUGAAGAUGUAAUAAGCAGACAAGCUACGAUAAAUUUAGGCACAAUAGGGCAUGUCGCACAUGGUAAAUCAACAUUGGUACAUGCUAUAUCAGGAGUUCAUACUGUUAGAUUUAAACAUGAAAAGGAAAGAAACAUUACUAUAAAAUUAGGAUAUGCUAAUGCAAAAAUAUAUAAAUGCACAAACCCAGAUUGCCCACCACCUGAAUGCUAUAAAUCUUAUGAAAGCAGCAAAGAGGAUGAUCCUAUGUGCCCUCGUGAAAAUUGCAAUUCUAAAAUGAAAUUAUUAAGGCAUGUAUCUUUUGUUGAUUGCCCAGGGCACGAUAUUUUAAUGGCUACUAUGUUAAACGGUGCAGCUGUUAUGGAUGCAGCACUUUUAUUAGUGGCAGGUAAUGAAUCAUGCCCACAACCUCAAACAUCUGAGCAUUUGGCUGCUGUUGAAAUUAUGAGAUUAAAGCACAUAUUAAUUUUACAAAAUAAAGUAGAAUUAAUAAAAGAAGAACAAGCAUUAAAACAACAAGAAGAAAUUCGAAAUUUCGUUUCAGGUACAGCUGCUGAUAGUGCACCUAUUAUACCUAUUAGUGCAGUUUUAAAAUAUAAUAUAGAUGUAGUAUGCGAAUAUAUAGUUACUCAAAUUAGUAUACCAAGAAGAGAUUUUAUUUCAUCACCACAUAUGAUUGUUAUUAGAUCUUUUGAUGUUAAUAAACCUGGUGAAGAUAUUGAAGGAUUACAAGGUGGUGUAGCAGGUGGUAGUAUUUUACAUGGAGUAUUAAAAGUAGGGGAUCAAAUUGAAAUUAGACCCGGUAUUAUAUCAAAAGAUGAAAAGGGAGAAAUUACUUGCAGACCAAUUAUUUCCAAAAUAUUAUCUAUGUUUGCUGAGAAUAAUAAUUUAAAAUAUGCUGUGCCAGGUGGAUUAAUUGGUGUAGGUACACGAAUCGAUCCAAUUCUUACACGAGCUGAUCGUUUAGUUGGUCAGGUCAUUGGUCAUUUAAAUAAAUUGCCUGAUUGUUUUGCAGAAAUUGAAAUUUCUUAUUAUUUACUAAGAAGAUUAUUAGGUGUAAAAUCACAAGAUGGUGAAAAAAAUACAAAAGUUGCCAAACUCAAAAAUGGAGAAUUCUUAAUGAUUAAUAUUGGAUCAACAUCUAUUGGAUGCAGAGUUAUGGGUAUCAAAAAUGAACUAGCCAAAUUGGAGCUAACAGGGCCAGUAUGCACAAAAAUCGGAGAUAAAAUUGCUCUUAGUAGAAGAGUAGAUAAGCAUUGGCGUUUAAUUGGAUGGGGUCAAAUCAAUAAAGGAAAGCCCUUAGAUCUUCAGGAGCCAAUUUGA
Plasmodium vinckei vinckei is the source of this 1398-nucleotide messenger RNA. Its product is annotated as eukaryotic translation initiation factor 2 subunit gamma, putative. The record is from RefSeq and is a predicted model, not a curated record. Gene Ontology annotation, molecular function: GTP binding; GTPase activity; translation initiation factor activity. Gene Ontology annotation, cellular component: eukaryotic translation initiation factor 2 complex; cytosol. Bases 1 to 1398 code for a protein of 465 amino acids. Gene Ontology annotation, biological process: formation of translation preinitiation complex; positive regulation of translational fidelity. The transcript has a single exon. Lineage: Eukaryota; Apicomplexa; Aconoidasida; Haemosporida; Plasmodiidae.